Messenger RNA from Mauremys mutica (yellowpond turtle), 2841 nucleotides. RefSeq names its product cysteine rich DPF motif domain containing 1 (gene CDPF1). Lineage: Eukaryota; Metazoa; Chordata; Testudines; Geoemydidae. The transcript is spliced from 4 exons. The record is from RefSeq and is a predicted model, not a curated record. The coding region runs from base 1919 to 2293 and encodes 124 amino acids.
AGUCUGUCACCAGGGCCACCACUUCUCCCUGGCUCUAAAGCAUAUGCUGCAACACACAGUCUCAGUCAAGGAGGUUUUGUGCUCUAAACGGAGGGGUGUGUGGGUGGGGGGACCAGAACACAGUCCUAACUCCAUUCUUGGCCCAGGUUUCAGGGCCACCCCUCCCAGGGCUCUCUGGCACUCCAGUUCCUAGCAGCCUCCUAGCCUCAGGAGGUUUAUUAACUUUCCAGUUUCUUAAAACCAGAUGCUAGAGGCCCCUCCCCUACUUACUCACUCCCCCUCCCCUGUGACUCACCUGCUGCCAGCAGAGCAGGCUGGGAGCAGACAUGGAGCCUACCUGCCCAGGAGAUACAGGUUGGAGGCAGCCCUGACUGAGAAGGGACUGACACAGGUUGAUUAACUGGUGCCCCCCUCAGUGUUCUGCACAUCACACUGGCCCCUCCCAGUCCCCACACAUGGCUAGCAGGGAACAGGUUGGCCAUAGCAUUGUAGGUAGUAACCCUAGGGUGACCAGAUGUCCCAAUUUUAUAGGGACAGUCCCAAUUUUGGGAUCUUUUUCUUAUAUAGGCUUCUAUUACCCCCCACCUCCUGUCCCAAUUUUCCACAUUUGCUGUCUGGUCACCCUAAGUAACCCCCUAUGCGAGCACCCCUGCAGGCAGUAACUAGACAUUUGGUGUCCAGUCAGUACCUCUGAUUGGACACGGUACAUGUUCCCUUGUGAUCAGAAUUUCUGGCAAAAAACCAGACAUGGUAACUCUAAGUCAGCUCUGCUUCCUCACUGGGGCAGCAUUUACAGGGCUACUUCCCUGAGCCCCUAGCUCUGGGGGACCCCCAGGUGCUAACACCACCCCCACUGUGAUUUAUUCCCCCAUACAGCUGCCCACUAGCAGCCCGUUAUAGGCCCAGAUGGAGCCCAGCCCUCUUUAAUUAGCUGGACUAGGCUCACCUGCUCCAGUCCAGGGGCACUGGGCUAAGUCUAUCCACAGAGACCAGCUACCCUUUGACAGGGUCUCAUUCAGCCCGGAUCUGUCAGGGUCACAGUACAAGAUGGUACUGCUGCUAGACCUGAAAGGGUUGGGGGUUAGCAGUAGGAAACUGGAAAAACAGAACUCAUUUUUGAUAACUUUCAAAUAUGGCACAGCAGUUGUGCCCAUGGAAUUGUGCCUUUGUACAUGCAAAUCAGGCAACCUUGUGUGCAACCAAGUAGCCAGGUGUGGAUGUGUGUUAAUUUUGUGCAUGCACACAUACUUGCCUGUGUUAGAAUUGGUUGCAUGUGUCUGACUAUAUCAGAAUGCAGUCUAUAAUAUGCACCAAACCAAGCUUUUUGAAAACUCAGAAAGAUGUGGCCUGGGUUGAAAGUGAAUGGCAACUGGAGAGAACACAGUUCUUAUUGUUGAUUAGUCAAGAUUUUGAAAAACGUGCAUAAAGUUAGGCCCCUAAAGCCCUUUUUAGGCAUGCUGGCUGAAACUUUCCAAGCUGUCUGGGGGAUUUAGACUCCUAGGCUGUUCAAAUCCUCAGGCAGCUUUGAGAAAUCUAAGCCCUAAAUGAGCAGUUUGCUUACUUUAAUGGGAGCUGCUGGGGGACACGGCCCUUAAAAAUCAGGCCACUUGUGUAGGAGCCUAAAUACAGAUUGAGGACCCUAGCUGUAAGCACCUAUUGUUUUGGGGUUUUUAAAAAAAAUUAUUUUAGGGUGUAGAGGGUAUUUAGUUUUCAAUGUGUGAAGAAUAAAGGUAAAAACAGGAUCUCCCUUUGAUGUUUACUCUUCAGACCUUUGCGCUGCCAUCCAAAAUUCUUCCUCUGAUAUUGGUGAGGCUAGACAGGACUACUGGAGCAGUUCAGUUUAAUUACCUUUCAUAGGUGCUCCCAAUACUGCAUUUUGAAUCUAAAAGGAUUUGUUUUCAUGUAUGUAGCUUUAUAGAUGGAUUCCCACAAAGAAGCCCAGCCGAAAGGAGACUUUGAAUGCCAACUAUGUGGGCUAACAGCCCCAUACAACUAUUAUGGGCAGAAACCACCAAACACUCAUUCUGUUGUCCUCCUGGAAGAAAGCUAUGUCAUGAAAGAUCCUUUCGUCGCCGACAAGGACAAAUUCCUUAUCCUUGGAUCUCAGUGCAGUUUGUGUAACAGACGUGUGUGUGUGGGCACAGAAUGUAGUCUGUUCUACUCAAAAAGGUUCUGCCUCCCCUGCGUUAAUGAAAACCUACAGGGGUUUCCUUUGGAAAUACGACAAGACUUGGAUAAAAGGAAGUCUCAUUCAAAAUCCCACCCCUCCAAAAAAGCAGAUGCAAGAACUUAAAUUAAAAGCAACUGGAAGAGACACUGCUCAGAGUUUCUGUUCUACAGCACGCGAUCACAGAGCAUAUCAGAAUGGAUAUUCAUAGAAAAGUAUGUGGUCUGGAGGCCAUUGCGUCAAGACUAAUGCCACAUGAUGACUUCUGCAAGCAGAUAAACUUGCAAUGGAACAUAUCUGCCGAUACUUACAAGACUGCAGCCUCUUUUCACUCCAACUUCCAAUGAGGUGGAAACAGCCUUUGGAGGGGGAGUGGGAAAGGAUUCCUUCCUAGGUGCAGCGUUUCCUUUACAAAUUAGUAAAAGAUAAUGCUUUCCGGAUCAUUUUUUGAUCUUGACUGGCCAAUAUGAUUUACUUGGAAAUAAUAAAGUUCAGCCGGUAUACUCUGUCCAAUUAACCCUUGCCUGUCUUGGGCAAUUAAAGAGACAUUCAAGAGAGAUUUAAAUUAGGCUGUGCGGGUUUAAACAAUUAUUAUUGAAAUGAUGGCCUUUAUUGAUUUUGCUUUACUUGCACGGGAUAUUUUAUAGAAAAAUUAAAGUCAAUGUGAACUUUAA